AACAAAAGGUAUAAUUUCAAUUUCCUUCGAUAGCAAAUCAUUGUGGAACGUGGAAAAAGGUCAGCAGCAGGAGUACGAUAUGGAUUUUAUCUCGCAACGAAAAGUGGGUCACAUCAAAAGCGCCUGUGCGCACGCUUCGAUUAUCGAUUGAAACGUUACGUGCCUUGAGUUCGUACGCUGGAUCUCAUUUAUGUGAAUGCAGUGACUGUGGAUGUUCGUAGUGUGACUUUCUCGCAGUAGGCCAGUGGCUGACAUCUUUCGUUUGUGGUCCGUGUGUGAUCGUGAGUUUCGGAAAAAUGCGGUGAAAUUCAAUAUACAGCGACGUGCCUUCGCGAAAUCGGCCAUUUUGAUAGUACGUGUUUCGCGAAAACGGAUAGGAUCACUUUUGGCAGCUACCCUCAACGGUUGUGCGUGAAAGUGGUGGCAGCUCGGUGUCGCCCACAGGACACAGCCGUAAAACUGAAAACGAUCGUGUUCUUGGGCUAGUCAGCAAACAGUCUCAACAAAAUGGCAGGAAACGCGGGUAUGGAACAAUUAAUUCCGAUUGUGAAUAAGCUGCAGGAUGCCUUCACACAGCUUGGGGUGCACAUGCAACUUGAUUUACCACAAAUCGCAGUAGUAGGUGGUCAGAGUGCAGGAAAAAGUUCUGUUCUUGAAAACUUUGUUGGAAAGUAAGUAUUUAAUGUCCUGUCGUUUCAUCGUUUUUCUUUUUUAAAACAUUUUCCAAUCUUUUGUGAAUCAGAAGAAUUCAAACGUUUGAUUAAAGGCGUGGCGAACUACGCCACAUUAUAAUUUUAAUAUCCGUCAUCAAUUAUUUCAAUUUGAGUAUUUCUUUAGGUUAACUAUUUUAAUCGAUCGAUCUUGUCAUCAAAAUUAACUAUAUCUUUAUAAUUCGUGGCCGCCUACACAGUGACCUGUCAAAUGAUUAUUCUUUCCCGUUGGUGUAAUAUUUAACCUUCUACUGAAUUGCCUGAAGUAUACACAUAUAACGAAGAAAAUUAUUAAUGCAAUUGUUCUCAGUUUA
Molecule: messenger RNA, 1024 nt
Organism: Apis florea (little honeybee)
Lineage: Eukaryota; Metazoa; Arthropoda; Insecta; Hymenoptera; Apidae
Product: dynamin-like
Source: RefSeq, a predicted model, not a curated record